Messenger RNA from Temnothorax curvispinosus, 3080 nucleotides. RefSeq names its product recQ-mediated genome instability protein 1-like. Gene Ontology annotation, biological process: double-strand break repair via homologous recombination; resolution of meiotic recombination intermediates. The transcript has 11 exons. Lineage: Eukaryota; Metazoa; Arthropoda; Insecta; Hymenoptera; Formicidae. Gene Ontology annotation, cellular component: nuclear body; RecQ family helicase-topoisomerase III complex. Gene Ontology annotation, molecular function: nucleotide binding. The record is from RefSeq and is a predicted model, not a curated record. Bases 691 to 2793 code for a protein of 700 amino acids.
GUACAUUUUAUUUUUCUGAUUUUAUUAAAAUCAAAUACGACGCAUUUAGACGUUGAAAUCUUUCGGCACGAAAAACAUUGCUAAGAAAUCGUUUAUUAUACCAAGAAGACAUUGCGAUUAGAGAUUAAUAUAUUUCAGCAACAAUAUUUGUUUAAAAAAUAAUACUUUUUGAUAACACUUUGGAAGUAAGAAAAGUAUUAUUCAUUAUAUUUACUGUUAUAUUUAAUAGCAUCUUUUAUCCAAUUCCCACAAUAUAUUCAUUGAGAAUAUGAAUUCCGAACAAAUCCAAGAUUAUAUUCUUCUUGGCAAUAAUAAAAUGAACCGUAGAGCAAUAUUCUUUUGAGAGAAGUUAAAGAGAAAUUAAUUAUAAUUAUAAUUAAUCUCAUUAAUUAUUCAGAAAGUCGCAAAAGAGGAUUCGACUCUGUAUGAGGGCUUUUCUAUUCAAUUUAACCUGCUUUAUGUAAUUGACGUACAAUACGGUUGUGCAUCUGUAUACAUAAUAGUAAAAAAAGAAAAAAACAAAUAAUUUGUACGAAUCUCGAGAACUUUGGCCCAGAGUUUCUGGGAUUCUGGGUUCUGGGCAGUAUCAGAGCAUUCAGAGCGUGGCACGAGUAUGUUGAUCUCGAUCACGUGUGGACAUACCUCGCGCAUGCGCGCUGUGAGAAUUACUUCACAAUUUUCCAAAAACACAUGCACAGAAACACAUGGUUAAGUGCAGUGCUGUAUGUAUCGUCAAAUAUUGGUCAAUAUUGUUGUGCGGAUGAUGUCUGGCUUCGCAAUCGAGAAAGAAUAAGGGACAAAGGCGUGAAAAUGAAUGAAAACCUACUGAGACGGAUAAAGAGGCAGCUAAACGCAAAGUUUUAUGUGAUGAACGACGCGUGGCUAAGAGAUUGCGUCGAGUUUUUUGUUAAAGAUAAGAACCCUCAUGAGAUGACGGACAAGCAUAUUUUCGAAUUUGUGGAGAGCCAAUGGCAGCUGAGUGACCUGCGGGAGAUCAGCAACGAGAACGGAUGUCUGCCGAGGAAUCUGGCGCAGCAGACACGUAUUGUAUUGACUGAUACUUAUAUCCUCCAGGUAGACAAGAUGUAUGAUAUAGCGAGCUCCAAGUACAAGCAGCUUUGUGAAAUUCGCAAAAUUGACAAUCAGAACCUGGAAGUCGCCUUGGAGGAAGAGGAGAAGAAGGAGCAGUGGCAGCCCAAGGGCAGAAGAAUGAUGCAACUGUGCCUCACUGACGGCGUGCAGGAUGUCACUGCGAUAGAGUACACUCCACUCAAACAAAUAACUGGCGCAUUGCUUCCUGGCUACAAGGUGAUGAUAAUUGGUCCGGUUGACUGCAGACGUGGUGUUAUUCUCCUAGAGGACAGCAAAUACAAGGAGGUUGGCGGGGAAGUGGACUCUCUGUUGAAACCCAACGCGCCGGAGAAUGUCCUGGCAAGAGCUCUGGGAGAACCAGAAAACCCUGAUCCAUACAAUGACAACGGACCAUUCAAGAUCGCGAAUCAUAAUAGCCAGAAUGUAGCAUCUGGAUCUAACAACGACAAUUUUUUCGACGAUGACUUUGAAGAAGCUAUUGACUUGGAAGCAGUGACGGCGAUCGAACGACGGAGCCAGGAAAUCGAAGCUAUUCAAGAACGCUCUGAAAAUACGUGCAAUAACAGACAAACGGCUAGGAAAGAAACAAAUGAGAUGAUUGAAGAAACGCUGCAGGAUAUAGACUUUGAACCCUUCGAGAAUUGGCCCAGUGAUUCCCCAUCGCGAAUAGAGACUAAGAAACUUGACGAUAGUGACAUAAUAAUAAUCGAUGAUGCGCCAACGUGCAAUUUUCGUAGCAAAUCACCGCCUCCCACGAGUUCUCAUAAGAAUCAAAACUUUUUGGAAUUUCCCGAUGAUGAUUUUGACCUCGAUGAUUGCGACGUCAUAAUUAAAACAAAAGAAUUGCAGAGGCCCAGUGAUCCCCCAUCGCGAAUAGAGACUAAGAAAAUUGACAAUAGUGACAUAAUAAUAAUCGAUGAUACGCCAACUUCCACGUGCAAUUUUCGUAGCAAAUCGCCGCCUCCCACGAGUUCUCAUAAGAAUCGAAACUUUUUGGAAUUUUCCGAUGAUGAUUUCGACUUCGACGAUUGCGACGUCACAAUUAAAACAAAAGAAUCGCAGAGUCAACAAGGCGGAAAUCCUUUAAAAAAUAAAACGUGUGCGCCAAUAGUGCCACUGCUGGAAUCGACGAAUAGUAACUCUUCGAUGGAAGUUGAGAAAUGUAUAUCCACGAAAACGGUACAAAACGAAAAACCAAUGGCGAGCACUUCGAGAACAAUACAGCAAAUGCCAAAGAUCAAACCUAUUACCAACUUUUUCAAACCCCUGUCUGCCCCCAAAAUCUGCGAUGUCCUGAGUGAUGUGUUACGCGAGCCUAUCACGGAAAAAAUAUGCAGAACAGUGAGAGGUCAAGUAAAGACCAUAACUUCGGCGCUAACGAAACGGGGUAAAUGCUGGUCGGUAACGGCAGUGAUCACGGAUCACACUUCCAGCGUAGAAGUCUGCUUCAAUUCUGAGAUUCUGGAAGAAUUUCUUGGCUUCACCGUGCAGGAAUUUUCGCAGAAAAAGAAACUUGCCAAGUCGAAUCCUCAAGUAGACAACGAACUACGAAUGAAUCUACGCAAGGCGCAACACGAUAUUCAAAAUCUGGACGCGUUGUUGAAACUGGAAUUGGUUCAGGGUGAAAUGACCAAAGUCAUUGGUAUCACGCAGUUGACUGCGCAACAAAAGAAGGAUCUUAAUAUGAAGAGGCCUGCAUGAAAUCGUAAAAUAGAUAUGAAUUGCAUGAGAGAUUCAAGAACUUCUCAAAAUUCAAUAAUAUUCGAUACUUUGUAUAAACAUACAGCAAUGCUGCGAUCAAAACUGUAAGUAAUCGCAGGAAAUUUUCAUAAUUUUAACUUAGAUAUCGUUUCUCAGGGAUUGAAUUAUAAAAUAUUUCUUUUAUAUAAUUUAUAAUAUUGCUAUUUUUAAUAAAUAAAACAAUUCAACACAAAUAGCGUGGAGCGAACGUACGGUGUCAUUCUUGUUCCGUUCUACGACUCGGAUCU